AUGGAGCUGCCAUGUGAUGGUUUUGUGUUGUUGGUUGGGGAUGGAGAUUUCUCAUUUACCCGCUCUCUGGUGAGCAAAGACUCACUCAAGGCGUCUGCUGUCACGACAUCUAACCUGGAAACAAUAGAGUCCAUACAGCAACACAAACAGGCUGCUGAAAACAUGAACAUCUUGACAGAAAUGGGUGUUCAAGUGUUUCUAGAGACUGAUGCCCGCGAGCUGCACACACACCCAGCCAUCAGCCGAGCCAGCUACCAGCGCAUCAUCUUCAAUUUCCCAUUGGCAGACAGACAUAACAUUAAACUCAAUAGAGCUUUGCUUGCUGAUUUUUUCUCCAGCUGCUCACAGAUUUUAUCUGACACUGGCCAGGUAAUGGUCACCUUGUGUAAAGGUCAAGGUGGCACACCAGCAGACCAGCCAAUGAGAUCAUGGCAUGACAGCUGGCAAGUUCAAGCCAUGGCCACGAAUGCUGGAUUUAUUCUGACCCAAGUACUGCCAUUUGAUGUUUCAGUGUAUCCACUGUACCACAGUGUGGGCUUCAGAUUUCAAGACAAAAGUUUCAACACUGACGGUGCCCUGAUCCAUGUAUUUGAGAAGGCCGAUGUGGUGGCGGCAGGUGAUAGUGUGUGUGCCCGUGGUGUUGUUAAGUGUGGGGGUGAAGACUACGCCAGUUCCCGCUAUGUGGCUGACAAAUUCAGCAGGGAUUUGCUUGAAGAACCCAACCACCCCUUGAGCCUGUUGAGACAACAUUUGGAGAAGUCGUUGAGUGGGCAUCUGGGAGCAGAGAUUGUUCCAGACAAAGAUGGUUGGUGCGUCCUACCAGGUCACAAGUCUAGUGUUUCAACACAUCCCACACACCUCGCAAGUAACAUCCAUCAUUUGCAGGAUUCUCAGAAAACUGUAAAGGACAGAAAGAAUGAAGCCAACCUAACUAUACUGCACAAUGCUAAGACAGCCUUGAUAACUCAUGGUGUUGAUAGACAAAAUGGCCUGGAACCAUCCGGCAACUGUUGCCAAGAUCAAGACAUCUGUAGGAUGCUUCCUGAUAACCCUGAAUCUGUUUUUAUCCUCAUUAGGAAAAAUCCUCUAACAGACACUGCAGACUGUAAGAAGAAAAACGGUCAGUCUAUAGUUGAACUGGUAGCAUCCCCUGUUGAAAGGGAUUAUACUGCAGAUGGUUGCUGUGGAUGUCCUAAUCCAGAUGCUGACACAACCAGCAGUCUGGAAGCUUACAGAAUAGAGACUGAGGGUUGUGGGUCACAGGUCAUGGAGACAACCUAUUGUGUCCCUGCGGAUGAGACAAGUACCCACUUGGCUUCACCCUGUACUGAAAGGGUGUAUCAUUGUCGGACAUCCCUCUUAGAAAACUUUAAGGACCUCCAUCCAUGCGUGUCUCUAGAAAAUGUGAAUACAAAUUCAUCUUCAGGACUGGUAAAUGCUGCUACAACUGAUGACUAUUUAAUUGGACAAUGUGAGCAUGAGAUUCGGAAUUCCAGGAUGUCAGAAACAAUUUCUACAGAUAGACAGUGUUUUGUGGUUUCUGGCAGAUCUUUUCUACCUGGACCCAUCACUGCUGACACAUUGUCUGUCCGGCAUGAGAUGAUGAUAGUACAGAAGAUACCACAUGAGAGCACAGGUGUUCAAUUUACAACAGGUGCUAACAUGGCUUCUACAGGCAUAAACAUGGCCGCAGUUGACGAGGUUACUCAACAACAAAACCAACCUCAAGACGCAAACAGUUCAGAUCAGUCCGACCACAGACAGAACAGGACUUCCACAUUGAAUCAUGUGCUUUCCUGCCUGGUUCAGUGUCUACAAACUGCAGUCAAAGUUGAAGAUGUGGGCAGAACUGCCAGCGUUUCACUGGUGGGUGUUGAGAAAGUGACAGGUGUGAAAUUGGUAUAUCUAGAGCCUGCAACAAACACAAGACAAACGUCAGAGCAACCACCCUCACAGCAUCGACCCUGUCAAGUUUUAGCUGGGGUUGUGUGCCAAGUUGUCAGCAGUGGUGAAGAGAAGCUGGUGGUGCUGCUGCAUCUGGAUAACAUUGUAUGCCAGAUCUGCAGCAUUGAUGACCCAAGAAUCCUGUGGUCACAGAGUAAAAGGUUCACAGAUCAGUUCCAACCACCAUCAUCAUCAUUCCCACCGCAGUUUCAACAAUUCAGCCUGUUCCCCAUGAGGUUUACUCAUGAUCUCAGUUUUUGGCAGAAUGAUUCCGACUCAGAAUUUGAUGUCACGGAAAUGUACAACAUUAUCUUGUACACGGCUGGUGAUCUUGUGUAUAGUGUCAGCCUCAGAGACAUCUACACCGACCCGGACACCGGCCGGGUCAGCCGAUGUUACAGGCUUCGGUUCACAUCACAUGACCAGGCUCUUCCGUACCUGACCUCAUGGAAGCUGCAGAGUUUGAUCCGGAUGGAGGUUGCCCAAAAACUGGGCGUUACUCUGAGGUGA
Messenger RNA from Candidula unifasciata, 2454 nucleotides. Lineage: Eukaryota; Metazoa; Mollusca; Gastropoda; Stylommatophora; Geomitridae. The record is from the annotation of a GenBank genome assembly.